AUAAAUAUCUUGCAAGGAAUGAGCGUGUCCAUGGAGCAACCUUUCCACUUUUAUAUUGAGAAUUGCAAGCUUUAGUACUACUACUACUAAUACUACACACUAGUGACUAAAAACUACAGACAGCCAGCAUCAUACCAUGGCUGAAAUGGCAUUAAAGCUUGAUCUUCCAGGCUUCCGUUUCCACCCAACUGAAGAGGAACUUCUUGAUUUCUACCUUAAAAAUAUAGUUUUUGGUAAAAAAAUGCGUCUUGAUGUUAUUGGCUACCUCAACAUCUAUCGUCAUGAUCCUUGGGACUUGCCUGGAUUGUCAAAUGUUGGGGAAAGGGAGUGGUAUUUUUUUGUGCCUAGAGACAGGAAGCAUGGUAGUGGAGGAAGGCCUAAUAGGACUACUCAAAAUGGGUUUUGGAAAGCCACUGGUUCUGACCGGAAAAUUGUGAGCUUAUCGGACCCAAAAAGGAUGAUCGGAUUGAGAAAGACUCUUGUUUUCUAUAAGGGAAGAGCACCAAGAGGGAACAAGACUGAUUGGGUCAUGAACGAGUAUCGCCUGCCUGAAUAUUCAUGCCCCUUGCCCAAGGACAUAGUCUUGUGCAAGAUAUACAGGAAGGCAACUUCGUUGAAAGUUCUAGAGCAAAGGGCAGCAAUGGAAGAAGAAAUGAAGACAAUUCAUGCGUCUCCAUCUUCAUCCCCACCACCAUCAUCUUUGGACACCAUGUCAUUUUGCAGUCAACUAGAAGAUCCAGUGCCACCGAUAUUAAUGCCUGCGCAAAAUUUGGUUUUCAAGAAAGAAAUAGAAGACAACAACAAUAUUAGAUAUGAAAAACCAAACGAGAUUAAAAGGCCAAGUCUCCAUUUACCUAUGGGGAAGGACAUGUUACCAGAGCUCCAAGUUCCCAGCAAAUUGAGCAUGGAGUGGAACCAAGAUCCCAUCUGGUCCCUAAAUAGUCCUUGGAUUCAAAAUUUUGCCCAUUAUGCAGACAUUUUGAAUUUCUAAUAACCCUGAUUAUUAAGCUCAGAAUUUUUGUUUUGUAUAUAACUGUCGUCUCACCUAGCUCAGCUAGUAACUGUCGUCUCACCUAGCUCAGCUAGUAACGUUGUUUAAGCUGAGCUGUUAAGAUAGAGGCAAUAACCUGGGAGUUAAAUGUCUUGGAAGAACUUAGAUUAUCCUUGUCGAUGAACAACUUAAUUAAGAGCCCUGGAGAAUCAAUACUCAAAUACUCUCCUUUUUUGUUUUGUGAAA
Messenger RNA from Populus trichocarpa (black cottonwood), 1237 nucleotides. Its product is annotated as NAC domain-containing protein 6. Gene Ontology annotation, molecular function: DNA binding. NCBI's taxonomy places the organism in Eukaryota, Viridiplantae, Streptophyta, Magnoliopsida, Malpighiales, Salicaceae. Gene Ontology annotation, biological process: regulation of DNA-templated transcription. The coding region runs from base 137 to 991 and encodes 284 amino acids. The record is from RefSeq and is a predicted model, not a curated record. The transcript has 3 exons.